This is a messenger RNA of Camellia sinensis, 486 nucleotides long. The record is from RefSeq and is a predicted model, not a curated record. Lineage: Eukaryota; Viridiplantae; Streptophyta; Magnoliopsida; Ericales; Theaceae.
AUGGUUGAGAAGCAUGCAGGGUCACUUGUGAAUAUCACUGUCUUGGACAUUAGCUAUUGUUUGAAGAUCACAUGCAAAGGCCUUACAUAUUUUGGAAAGAAUUGCAAGUCCCUCAUUCACUUGAAACGGAACAUGCCCCCACCAGAAUGGGAAAAUCCCACACAAGUGGUGACUUUUAAGAUUGAUGAUUCCGAGGCAAUGAUCAUAGCUGAUACGAUGACAGGCCUCCGUCAUCUUCAACUUGGUUUUGGGCGUUUUGGUGACCAUGGGCUUGAUGCUAUCCUUACCAAGUGCAAGGAACUUACCCAUCUUGACAUUCAAGGUUGUUGGAAUGUGGAGAUGGAGGGUGACCUUAAAGACAAGUGUGAGCGACUUGCAGUGUUCAACGGCCCUUGGCUUCAUGAUUAUGAGUAUGAAGGAAUUUUAGAAACUGAUGGCAAUGGAGCUGAUACUAGUGAUCAAUCAUCUUCCUCAGACUCGGAUUAG